Molecule: messenger RNA, 3437 nt
Organism: Rhopilema esculentum
Lineage: Eukaryota; Metazoa; Cnidaria; Scyphozoa; Rhizostomeae; Rhizostomatidae
Source: RefSeq, a predicted model, not a curated record
AUGUGCCGUGUUAUGAACUUCAGAAAUAACGAAUUUGUUGGAAUAACUGGACGACCUGAUUUUGUUAAAACACUUCAAGGAAAAAAAUUUUUAGUCAAUAAAAAAUCUUCCGCAAUCUGUUUGAAGCAUUUCACUGCCAAAGAUUUUGAGCGAUGUCUUACCACUGAUCAGUUGCGUGGUUUCGAUAGAAAAUUUUCAAGAACAUUGAGACAGGAUGAACAUGGGAUAAAUGCCUUUCCAACAAUUUACCCCCAGCAGUGGAAGCAGGAAGACUUAUAUGGCCCCUCAUCAUCUUCAUCGCCAGCAAAGGCAACAAAGCCUGGCAGAGGCAGCGCCCAUCGACAGUUUAUACGUGAUGUUCUUCGGGAAGAUGUAAGCCUGCCUGCAGUCUCAGAAAACGAUGAUCAAAGUGUUCCUGAGGAGAAUGAGCAAGAAACUUUCCUAACUGAAAAUGAACUACAUUUCACUGCCAAAGAUUUUGAGCGAUGUCUUACCACUGAUCAGUUGGGUGGUUUCGAGAGAAAAUUUUCAAGAACAUUGAGACAGGAUGAACAUGGGAUAAAUGCCUUUCCAACAAUUUACCCCCAGCAGCGGAAGCAGGAAGACUUAUAUGGCCCCUCAUCAUCUUCAUCGCCAGCAAAGGCAACAAAGCCUGGCAGAGGCAGCGCCCAUCGACAGUUGAUACGUGAUGUUCUUCGGGAAGAUGUAAGCCUGCCUGCAGUCUCAGAAAACGAUGAUCAAAGUGUUCCUGAGGAGAAUGAGCAAGAAACUUUCCUAACUGAAAAUGAACUAAUCAAUGAUUUUUCAACUCAGACAGUGUGCUGGAGACGUGCUCACACAUGUGUUGUGGGAAAUUAGUAACUUAUUAGUACGUAUAGAUUUAGUUAUCCGCAUGUUUAAGGAACCAAUGUAGAUACUUACAGAUACAGUAAAAUUAAUAGACUCGUGGAAACAGAAAUUAAUGCACACAACAUCCUGCAUGAUGCACAGGCACAUGGUUAAAUCGCAGUAAAAACCGUAAGCAAAGCAGAUUAAUCAGUAUUAUUAGAUAAUUGGAGCAAAUUCGUAUAAAAGAUUUAAAUAGAAACACUAAAGUAGAGUUAGAGUCGCUCGAAAUGUAGGUAAGAGACGAGCAACGUAGAGUCACCUAAUAAUUGUAUGUGGAAUGAAACAGAAAAUUAAAGAUGUACGAAAACGAUAUGGUCUUCUUCUUGAGAAAUUCGGUUCACUUCUGAAACCUCUUUCGAAUCAGUAGAGUGAAGCAAUUAAUGCAACAGACAGAAGCCUGGUUGGUUGCACCUGUUGAAGGAAAACAGGAAAUUUCACAACUAUUGGGUGAAUGCAAAAAUGAAUUAGAAGUGGAAAGGAAAGAAAUUACUUGGUUGCAAGCUGCCUCAGGUAUUGUCCAGAGGAGGUGCGAAGCUAGGUAGAUAUUUUUAUGGUAGAUAUUUUUCCUGAAGAAGCUCAUGGCCGAAAUUUGCAAAAUUUGCGGCACAGUUUCAAACGGUAAGAGGUCAUCCAAGUUUUUCAUGAAAGUUUCAGAGUUCCUAGAAACCUCUAAUUUCCUCUCCUAGUAUAACCUAAUCUCAUAUUUACGGCUUUGAAAUUACUUAAAUGACCAAAAUUGAGUUGUAAUCCACAUAUGGUUUAGGCCCAUCUUACGCAUUUGGUCAAAUGUAUGUUUUCUUGGGCCGUGUAUUUCCUUUCUUUUGUGGGGACAUAUUCAGUUUAUGUGUAAAUUAGGUCACUACAAGUCUGACGCUAUUAAAAUUUCUAUUGGUCCCCAUUGGUCCCCACAGCUAAUGGGUGAAAUUACCUUUUAAAAAAUGUCAGUUUUGGCGGUGUUUCACGAACCCGCCAUUUAAAUUCCCUAUGUUUAUAUGUGUUGUGUGUAGAAAUGUAAAGUUAAAGUUGCCUUUCAAUAUUGGUUUUCUUAUGCCAUGUUCACAGCCAUAUGCCUGGAACGUGUUUUCUUUUCUACGAAGACAUAAUACUGAGUGCUAGUGUUAAAUAAAUUUAAAAUUCAGGCUAAAACUCUACUAUCAGUUUGGAAAAUUGCACAGAUAAAGUUAAAUGCAAGUUUAGGGGUCAUCCACAAAUAUUUUCUGUCCCAGUUAAAUUAAUUUGCAGUUAAAGGGGGGGGGGUAUGAGUUCAGCUGGAACUUCAAAGAAUUCUACAUUUUGCACAAGGAUGGCUUUUGCCUACAAUGACCAAAGCUAGUUUCUAGCUGUUUGUGCAUUUUCACCACACAAAUAUUUUUCUUUGUAGGCCAGAGGCACAAAGGAAUAUAAAUCCUAAUGGUACAAAAUGAAUUAGACAAGUGAAAAACGUAGGCACUCUAAAGAAGGAGAGAAUUUCCUUUGUUAUGUUUUAUAAAAGCCAUUUCAGAAGCACUCAGCACAGCAGAUAAACCAUGUCCAGCAAACAAGACCCUCCACACCAAGCAGACUUAACAAAAGAUACUUAGAGGAAACAACUUAUAUAAUAAGAAAAAACUUGUGAAAUCCUAUUACACCUGUGCCUUGCAGUGAUACACUGUUUGAUGUAAUUGCUCACUGGCCUCAGAAAUCAAAAAAGAAACAUGGAUGUUGCUGUCAUUGUGCUAAUAGAUAUUCCAAGAUAUAUUGCAGCAAGUGUCAAGUUUGCCUAAGUCUGAGAUGUUGGAAUUAUGCAAAUAAAACUUUAUCAUAUGCAUAUUCUUUUUUUUGAAACAAUAUGCAUACCACUUUUUUAUAAACAGAACAAAAUGCAACUAAUAGAAUAUGAAAAUUAAUAAAAUCAAUUUAUGUAAAUGUCACAAGUAUAGAUACAUGUAUUCCUACUGUUGAUUUUUGAUAAUGGAAUGUCUUGAUGUGUUCAUGUGUAUUUAUCACAGUUAUCUUCCUUUAAAGAUUAAGAAUCAAUAGAUUUAAAGUUUACUUAUAUUAAACCCUCUUUUUCUCACAGUUUGGAAUUGCUAUUACCCGGACUGUGAAAAUUUUUUUGUGGCCUUAUUUUGACAAACUUGAUAUGAAGAAACUGCAAAAAUUUCAUAUGAUAACAUUUAGAUGAAAAUUUGCAAAAUUGUCAAAAAAUAUUUUUCAUUAAUUGAAAGGGCUGGAUCACAUCAAAAAUCUUUACAUUGCAAAAUAAAAUUAUGACCUUUAUGAUGAUGAGAAAACGUCAAUUUCAUUGAAAAAGUUAGUAGGUACUUCUGAAAAUCAUGGAACUUUUGGUACCAUUAGGAAACAAUCUAGCAUAUUUUCCACAAAGCAAACCAUCAAAAAUAACAAGGAAAACAACAAUUAUUUUGCAAAUAUCUUUGUUACUGAAUUGUUUAAUGAAAUUGUCUACAAUUUACUACCAUAUUACACAAUUUUUGUUGUGCAUAUCUUGUUUUAUAGGAUUAAACUAAAAGUUUAUAAAAUGCCCCAUGUAUAAUGGUUUUGUAUACAUC